This is a messenger RNA of Myxozyma melibiosi, 2637 nucleotides long. RefSeq lists its product as uncharacterized. The transcript has 4 exons. Gene Ontology annotation, biological process: protein import into mitochondrial matrix; protein insertion into mitochondrial inner membrane. The record is from RefSeq and is a predicted model, not a curated record. Lineage: Eukaryota; Fungi; Ascomycota; Lipomycetes; Lipomycetales; Lipomycetaceae. Gene Ontology annotation, cellular component: mitochondrial outer membrane. Gene Ontology annotation, molecular function: transmembrane protein transporter activity; protein binding. The coding region runs from base 430 to 2316 and encodes 628 amino acids.
AAAAUAAAAAAAUAAUUUGGAGCGAGCACAGAUUCGCAAAGAAAACUCCGCUGCCGUGCCUCGCUCUACUCUCUUUCCAUCCCUCUGACAAAGAGAAACCAAUCGUGCACAGUUCGGCUUUCUGUUGGUGUUUUGAUCGUUGGUUUAUAGCUCUUGGUAUGUAUACCUGUUUCGGCUCUGCGAGAAUUAUGGCUUGGCUUCUUUGUUCCGUUUGCUGCACAUGCUCUUUUGCGGGAUGUCGGGUGUACGUCAUGGGUAUACCGACCUGGCCGGAGUACAUCAGCGUAGCAUCUUGUUCGCAGCCUUUGUGACGGAAUUGAACGGCGGCUAACGAUCUUAUUGAUAUCAGUCUUAGAGAGAACUUAUUUGUGAAAUCAGUGGCUGAAAUACUCGCUGUCAUCAACCCAGAACAAAUCACUACUACCCACAAUGGCUCCCACCCCGAGCCCUGUCUCAAUCACGACCGCGCCCCCGUCGGUAUGGGCCCGUGUCUCGAAAUUCGUUUCCGAAAAUAAGGCGCUCGUGUAUGGCUUGUCGGCUGCCACUUUCCUUGUCGUCGGAGGCGCUGGCGCGUACUACGUGAUGUACAGCGACAAGCCUGGUGCGCCGCCUGCGUCGUCGCCGUCGCCGUCGCCUUCGGCUGAGAGUGAAAAGUCUGCAGAGACCAAGGCUGUUUCUGACAAGAAGCGCAAGAAAGAUAAGAAGAAAGCAAAGAAGGAGAGAGAGAAGGCUGAAGCUAAAAACGCUACCGAGGAGAAGGAAAAGGGUGUGUCCACAGGCGCCACUGAGAGCUCGAGCAGCUUGCCUGCGAUACCAUCUGAUCUCUCGGGCCUUUCAGAGGAGACUUUGAACGACUACUCACUCCAGUACAAAACUGCCGGAAACGCAGAGUUCAAGGCCAAGAACUACGAGCAGGCUAUUGAUCUCUACACCAAGGCUAUCUCGCUCAAGAAGGAUGCGGUCUACUACAACAACAGAGCUGCGUGCUACAACGCUCUCGAGCAGUACGAGAAGGCCGUCGAGGAUGCGUCCAAGGCGCUCGAGCUUGACAGCCUCUACCUCAAGGCGUUGACCCGUCGCGCGCAGGCUUACGAGAAGCUCGGCAACUUCCACGAGUCUGUUCUCGACUACACUGCAGCGGCGCUCUUGUCUGGAACCCCGAACGAUCCCAUCGGCAAGUCGAUUGACCGAAUGCUGAUGCAGUGCGGCGAGGAGCGGGCUAAGGGUCUGCUGCAAAACAAGACGAAGAGCCUUCCGUCGAUCUCGUUUGUGACUGCGUACAUUGACUCGUUCCACAAGCGGGAGACGCCCGAAUCGAUUACCGGCGCUGCCGAGGGAUCCGGAAACGCGUACCUCAAGCAGGCGAUCGAGGCCUCUGAGAAGAAGACGCUCGCGGGCCAUUACGAGGCCUUGGAGCUUGUAAAUAAAGCUAUCGACGCUGAGGCGGAGGAUCUGGCCUGGGCUUUGGACAUGCGCGGAACGUUCAAGUUUUUGAUGGCUGACAACGAAGGCGCGCUUACUGAUCUCACCGAGAGCAUCAAGAUUGCGCCGUCGGUGUCUGCGCUGAUCAAGCGCGCUAUGCUGCUGAUUGAGCUCGGCGACCCGGCAAAGUCGAACCAGGACUUUGAUACCGCAGUCGCUGUCAACCCCGAGGAUCCGGAUAUCUACUACCACCGAGGACAGGUGCACUUCUUGCUCGGAGAAUACGACGACGCGGCGAAGGACUACCAGAAGGCGAUUGACCUCGACAAGGAGUUUAUGUCUGCGCACGUUCAGCUUGCGGUGACACAAUACAAGCUCGGAGCCGUGAUCCAGGCGAUGACGAACUUCAAGAAAUGCACAAAGAACUUCCCCGAGGCGCCGGAUGUGUUUAACUACUACGGCGAGCUGUUGAUGGAUAACCAGAAGUUGGGCGAUGCGGUCGAGAUGUUUGAUCGUGCUUUCGAGCUGGAAAAGAAGCGCAAGAGCUCGGACUACAAUGUUCUGCCUUUGAUCAACAAGGCGUAUAUUCUGUGGACUUUUAAGCAGGGAACUGUUGAGGAUGCUGAGAAGCUGUUGAAGACUGCCCUUGAGCUUGACCCCCAGAGUGAUCUUGCGGUCGGCACGCUCGCGCAGCUGAUGAUGACGCAGAACAGGAUGGAGGAAGCGCUGGGCUACUUUGAGAAGCAGCUCGAGCUUUCGCGAACCGAGAACGAGAUCAUGCAGGCGGCGUCGUACGUGGAGGCCGUGAAUGUGCAGAUCAAGUUGCUGGAUAGAUAUCCGCUGAUCAAGGAGCGCUUGCAACAGCAGCAGCAGGCGAUGUCUAUGCAGAUGUGAUUUACUGAGUCUGCUGGAUGAUUAAAAGAAGAUCUUUGACUCUGAGGUGAAUAAAAGAUAUGGUAGGAAUAAAUUUAUAUUCUAAAUAUAUUGCAAAAAAUUGACAGGAGUAUAUAUGCUGAUGCGUGUAGUGAUUUGUACAUUUUGGAUCUGUAGUUUUGCUUAAAGGCUGAGUUAAAGAUAGAAAAUCUGUGAAAAAAAAAAGGAAACCAGCAAAUGUACGAUUUCACCAUUAUUGAUGUGACUGGGUUGUUUAUGUAUUGUUAUUGUGUCUUUCAUUUGCUUGUACAGUGUCCUUCAAUAAACCUCUCUAAUCUCUAU